AUGGGUGUCUUCACGAAAAGCCGCAAGGCCAACAAAGAGAAUGUCGAUCCAUUCGGGCCCGAUGCCUCAACCGCGAGCUCUAAAAUGUCCCGCAGUCUGAAGCGGAAGAACAAGAAUGCGCCUGAACCCAAGCCGGAGUUCAACAUAGCGGCGGCACUACCGACCACAAACGACUUCAGGACAAGUCUGCUCAUGCCUGGGUUGUCGGCCCGUUUUAGUAUGUUGAAAGAGCAGGACGACCCUAACUCAAUACUGGGCAAGGCUAGCGACGACAGUGUGCUGUUUCCCAAGAGGGCGUCACGACUCAACUUGUUCAACCACAACCCGUUGACGGACAUCGCGGAGACUGAGUCAAUCCGCUCUGUGCCAAAACCAUUCGCCCGUGGCGAGCGGUCAUCGUCGUAUUCCGACGCAGGUUAUGCUAGCGAUGAUGGAGGCAGCGUAAUGAAUAGAUCUCGUCCUGGUGAAGGAAAUAACCUGUUCGGUGGUCGGCAGAAGGUGUACCACGUUGGUAACGGGGCAGAGACAGCCAAUCCAGGCAAGGCUCGGUACCUGUACGAAGACGAUGUACGGCAGUCGCCUUAUCAGCAGUACAAAGCUGCCAAAUCUCGAGAUGCACUGGAUAAGUCCACCUGGCCGGAAAACGAUAAUGCCCCGAGAGCAUCGGAAGAGGCUGAUACUGUCAACUCACCAGCGACGGCAUUUAGUAAGAACCGAGGCACACAAUCUUCCACUAACUCUGGCCCAUCAAAUCGAAGAACAUCGACUGCUGCAACAUCUGUAGCAACAUGCGACUCGCCAAUUCCUCGACAGAACAGCAAUCACGCGCCCUCGAAGCUACGAACCUCAGAUGGAUUUGAAGCUAAUGGCGUUACGCGCAAUGCGUCUUCCGAUUCGAGGAAAGCGUUUCCACCGCCAAAGGAUGCUGCUGAUCAACCUCCAAUGCCUUUAUCGCAGCCUCGAAGUGCGGUUGGGCUCAACGAGAGAUAUGUGACCCGUAGUCCCAUGUUCUCCACACAAGCUUUUCGAGCCAAUAGUCCACCUCCUGUCGGCCAAGCGAUUACAUCCCUCGACAACGGCGUUCAAGAACUUUCUAAAGGCGCCCAAUUACAGACCAGAAGAUAUCAGACGGCAUCGCCUACGAACCAAGCAUUCGAUGAAGAUGGAGAUCAGGUCUACAGCAGCAAUCUGCAACCCAAUGAUCGUGGCAAGGCAACCGCGAUGGGUUUGUUCAACCGUCCGAGGCAGCAGUACGAUGAGCAACAAUUCUUGCAGCGUCAGCAGCAGAUGCACGAGGAACGCUCGGCCUCGAGAGCCCAAGGUCACGACAAAGAUAGUAGAACUACUUCGACAGAGGUCAAGUCUCCGGUGAUGAGCCGGACCAGUGAUGCAGCAAAGACGAGCGAUCGUGCAUCACAAGAGUCUCGAACCACUAAUGGUAGCUUUCGUUCUCCUUACGGAAGCGGUCUAAGGAAGCUGAGCUCUCCCGAAAAAGCAGCACCAUCUGCGAUCGGUGCAGCUGGGGAGCGUAGCGUCAAGGAUCGAGUCGAAUCACUGAUUAGACGUAACAAUGCAGAACUGACAGCGAUGGAGCACAAACGCUCGCCGCCUCAAGUGCAAGAGUCGCCUAAGCGGACGAAUGACACUGCGAAGUCAGACCAGUCUCAGAGCACCUUCAUCAACCGAUUCGACAGCAGUGAUGAUGAGGAUGAUGAUGAGGUGGCUGCUCCACCUGCACGCUUCUCUCGACCUCGGAUAGCCCCCGAGGACGUGCAUCCAGCGCUUCGCGAUGGCUUACAGGACUUCGAUUUCGGCGAGCAAGUCUCUCCUCGACUUCCACCCGGCCACGCAGACAACAGCCCAGGGCAACCCGCGCUGUCACUGAAACCAUCUAGUCCUGCAUCGAAGCCGAUGGGCGAUGACUCUCCUACGCUCGGACCUAAUGGUCUCGGUCUUAGUGGCAUGAUCAGAACGCAUCUGCGACACGACAGCGAUCGUUCUUCUAUCUAUCCUCAGUCACCAGCAUCCGAAUCGCAAUUUCACUUCUCGCGGACGCCACGAGAAAUGUCAAUGGUAUCAACAUCGAACACGAUCAACACAAUCAACACAAUCAACCCACCCGCAAGUGUUCAUAGUGAUCCGUGGGAGUUCGACAACGCUCAGCGGAACAGCAGAAGAAGUGCGGCUGCAUCAAGUCAUCACUCCGGGCAUGGUGCGAACAAUGCGGACAUCACACCAAGCACAACACCAUUACCUCCAACGAUGUCCCAAAAGGCCCAGCAAAUUCUUGGUCAUGCGGCUGCGCAGCGACAACAAGAAGCAAGCUCGAAAGCGCAGAAAAUAUUGGGCGAAGAAGCCCCUCGACUCUCGCAAGGAUCCAACCACUCUGCACGGAUGGCUCUUUCACCUCGUAUGCCCUUGUCGCCCCGCUUCCAGCAGGAGUCGCUGCCUCAGCCAGAGACAGCGGUCGAUGUCAACAGCUCCAAUGAGACCGUGGCUUCAGCCCCAUGGCAGAGCGAGAACGAGCACAGCGACUAUCAUGAGCAUAAUCGCAACGUAUCCACAGACACGCAGAAGGAACGCCAAGCCUUUGAUGAGGACCUCGCCGAACGUCGACGGAAGAUCCAAGAAGGCCUGAAGGCCGCUGCAGAACGCGACCGAUCGCAGUCGCCAGCUGCGACAAGACGAUCCAACGACCAUCAUCGACAGCCCUACGAGCGAAGCGGAUCUGCUCAAGGCUUUUCUUCGGGUUUGCGCCAUAAAACUAGUCGUGGGCAGAUGGCAGCCGCUGAAUAUGGCAACAAAGCUAUGAAGAUGUUGGGUCUAAACAGCGGAGGUCCGGAUUAUCAUCCGCAGCAACGACCGCAUCCCAGACGCUACGACAGCAGUGACAACGAGUAUGAUGACGGUCCACCGCGAGACCAGCGAGGCCAUCGUGCUCCUCACUACAAUCGCCCUCCACCAGCUGCUAGCCAAGCAUAUGCUGCUGGGCGCCGUACACCGCACGAAAAUCAUAGUAGUGGUCGCCGCACACCCGGUCCAAGUGAUGGACGUCGGACUCCUGGUCCGCAUGAUGGCCGGAAUACACCCUAUGCCAAUUCUUCCAACGAAGAUUUCGAUCGAGCUCGUCAGCAACCAGCUACGCCCAACUCGCAGCGAGGCUAUGGACGGGACCGAGCCGGUUCUGAAGCAGCUCAGCGCUCGCAGAGUCGACAGCGCCACUAUCGCAGCGACGAUGACGGUCACGGACCUCAGCGUCCAGAAAUGAGACAUGCAGGUUCCUCGCCGUCGCCGCCCCAUGGUCGACGUCGAGGCCCAGACGACGGCCGCCCCCCUGUUGGAUACGAGCGAUCGCCGUCAACAACCCCAGGCUCGGGUAGGAACCGAAGCAACAGCCGGCCAGGUCCGCCACCUCAGGGAUACUUCGAUGGCAAAGCACCUCCGACGCCGCGUCUUAAUGACGGUCCAAUGCCUUCGCCAGCAGGCUUGCCAAUAUCACCACACCCUCACGUGAUCGGCGCUGCCUCGCCUGCUCUCGGUCCUGCACAUAGUAACGGCAACGUGGGUGCGCCAUCACCACUCCUCAACCCAGGCCGUCCAUCACCUCGCCCUCCGAUGCAAAGCCCAGCCCUCGCAACCGGCGCACCAUCUCCAUUCCUCAACCCAGGCCCAACGCCGUACAGCGCGCAAACCUCACCGGCCUUCCCACCACCCACCUCUCCACUACCAAUACCAAACCCAUCCUCCGCCCUCGCCACUGCUCCAGCUAUCAACGGCCGCUCCACUCCCGACCUCUUCGCCAACAACGGCCGCGCUACCCCAACAAAUGGCUCAUCUGCGCCCUUACAGCCAAACGGAGGCCGACCACGCCGCAUGACCGUCAACAAAAACAUGAUCUCGGAACCAACCUUCAUCUCCUCCACUAGCAGCGUCCCACUCGUCGGCCUGCCGCACGCUAGGGUCGACGGCAGCGCAACUGCUCCACCUACCUUGCCAGCGAUGAAUCCUCGCCGACGAGGCGGCACGCCGACCAACGAAAAUGGCAGUGCUGCCACGAGCGCCGCGAACACGCCUUUGGCAACACCACUCGGCAUGGCAGUGCCAUCUGCCGCCGGAGGGUUCGGUCCCGGGAUGGGCAAGUCGGUUUCCGCUACCAAUUCGCCUGCGCUAGGAAAUACGCCUACAGCCGCGACUUUCGAUUCCAUCUUUCACGGAAAGUCAGGCGCUGUCGGCAGUGGGCCAAUGGGACCGCCACCACCGAAGAACUCCGGUCGCAAUCGUCUCCGCAAGAUCAGCUCUGAGGGUGGUGGUAUGGCGAGUCGAGCACGCCAGCAGGCGGUCUGGGCGGAGAGAGAGCGGGAGGACCGAUUGACGCCGCGGGAUGGCGAGGGCACGGGGUUUCCGUUCCCGAAUAAGAGUGCGACGAAUUUGGGACUGGGAAGGAGUGCGACGGCGGGUGGUGCUGGGACGGGGAGGAUGGGGGCCGAGGAGGGAGGGAUGUUCUGA
Messenger RNA from Cyphellophora attinorum, 4506 nucleotides. RefSeq lists its product as uncharacterized. The transcript has a single exon. Bases 1 to 4506 code for a protein of 1501 amino acids. The record is from RefSeq and is a predicted model, not a curated record. Lineage: Eukaryota; Fungi; Ascomycota; Eurotiomycetes; Chaetothyriales; Cyphellophoraceae.